This is a messenger RNA of Pseudovirgaria hyperparasitica, 417 nucleotides long. RefSeq lists its product as uncharacterized. The coding region runs from base 76 to 411 and encodes 111 amino acids. The transcript has 2 exons. The record is from RefSeq and is a predicted model, not a curated record. NCBI's taxonomy places the organism in Eukaryota, Fungi, Ascomycota, Dothideomycetes, Acrospermales, Acrospermaceae.
ACUGAUGCCCCAUACACUACACACCUUAGCUGUGAUAUCACUGGCACAACAGAAGCGACGUGUCAUGAAACCAUGAUGAGUGCCAGCAGGAACGGAGAGGGCGCGUACACCCGUAUCAGUGAGACAACGUAUGGGGAAGAAGAUGUUGAGGAGGGAUUUUAUCCCGUCACAAUCACAGCUGGUGUCGACAAGGUACUGGCUGCUGAGAGCGCGCAAACCGAGACUAGAUUUACUUUGACUGGACUUCCUACUCUGGCACCAACCCAGAAUACUGAUGGCCAGUCAGAACCGACUACGAACGUCCCUGUUGCACCAACUCCCACUUCCACGGGCGCGGCUGCGGCGGUGACCUUCGUGCAGGGUGGAAUGGUAGCCGGCGUCGCUGCUGCAAUGGCUGCAUUGGCUUUGUAGCCUUUG